Molecule: messenger RNA, 2369 nt
Organism: Lethenteron reissneri (Far Eastern brook lamprey)
Lineage: Eukaryota; Metazoa; Chordata; Hyperoartia; Petromyzontiformes; Petromyzontidae
Gene: DNAI1
Product: dynein axonemal intermediate chain 1
Biological process (GO): cilium movement; outer dynein arm assembly
Cellular component (GO): outer dynein arm
Molecular function (GO): dynein heavy chain binding; dynein light chain binding
Source: RefSeq, a predicted model, not a curated record
GGCCGCGUGGGGACGCCCCGAGGCCCUGCACAGGCUUCCCUGACAACCACCAGCAGCACCACGCCGCUCUUGUUGUUGCUGUUGUUGUUUAACUUUCGUAUUCAUCUCUUAACAAUCAAUCUUACACACACGCCGCUCGCCACGAUAUGCCCACCAAGGCGCAACAGAAAGUCAAGCAGGGGGGCCCUGUAGUCAAGGCCCCGAGCAAGCAGGGAAAAUCCAAGAAAUCCAAGGAAGAGGAAGAAGGCACAGAGAUGGGGGAUGGAGAUGACUGGGUGCAGCCACGGACCCUCGUGAAGCCUGAAGACCAGCUGGAGCUCACGGAUGCUGAGCUCAAGGAGGAGUUCACGCGAAUCCUGACGGCGAAUAACCCCCACGCCCCGCAGAACAUCGUGCGCUACAGCUUUAAGGAGCGAGUCUACAAACCCGUGGGAACCUUGGAUCAGCUGGCCGUGCACUUUGCAGUAGACGGGAACCUGCUGCACCGCGAAUCAGACGAGGCGCGCCGGCAGCAGCUCAGAGGUAGCGGCUGCCUCAAUGGUGCACCGCCGGUGAGCGAGGUGGAGGUUGGGGAGAGGCUAACGGAUGGAGGGGAGACACUGUCCCCCAACAGGGGCGAGGGAGGAGAGGUCAAAAGCCAGGACGACGAGGAGGAGGAGGAGGCCAAGGAGACCAAGGUGGCGUCCAAAAGCGAGCAGAAGCUCACCAACCAGUUCAACUUCAGCGAGCGCGCCUCCCAGACCUUCAACAACCCUUUACGGGAGAAGAGCAGCCAGACUGAGCCACCACCCAGGGCCAUCUUCUCAGCCACGGUCAAUCAGUGGGAGGUGUACGACGCCUACGUGGAGGAGCUCAAGCGGCAGGAGAAGAUCAAGGAGAAGCAGCAGCAGAAGGGCGGCGGGGGCGGCCGGCGCGACGAAGGGGGGCCCCGUGCCCCAAAGAAGUUCACACUCGUAGAGACGCAGGGCGAUGACAUCACCAAGGUGGCCAUGGCAGCGAAGAUCAUCGAGCGCAUGGUCAACCAGAACACCUUUGACGACAUCGCUCAAGAUUUCCGCUACUUUGAGGAUGCCUCAGACGAGUACCGCGAGCAGGACGGGACGCUGCUGCCAUUGUGGCGCUUCCAGUGCGAGCAGGCGCGGCGCCUUACCGUCACCGCUUUGUGCUGGAACCCCUGUUAUCACGACCUCUUUGUAGUCGGCUUCGGCUCCUACGAGUUCCAGAAGCAGGGCCGCGGCGCGCUCGUGGUGUUCACCCUCAAGAACCCGUCCUUCCCGGAGUUCGUGUUCACCACGGAGAGCGGCGUCAUGGGCGUGGACAUGCACGGCGCGCGGCCGCACCUCGUGGCGGCCGGCCUGUACGACGGCACGGUGGCCGUCUACAACCUGGCGGCGCCGAUGGACGCGCAGCCCUCGCACCGCAGCAGCGCCCGCUCCGGCAAGCACACCGACCCCGUGUGGCAGGUCAAGUGGCAGAGGGACGACCUGGACAAUAACUUAAACUUCUUCUCGGUGUCCUCGGACGGGCGCGUGGCCUCCUGGACACUCAUCAAGAACGAGCUGCUGUGCAUGGACGUGGUGAAGCUGAGCGCGGAGGAGGGGCAAGCGGCGCCGCUCGGCGAGGACCCGGUCUUAGAGACUCUGAGUAGCGGGACGUCCUUCGACUUCCACCGGCAGAUCGACCACAUGUUCCUCGUGGGGACCGAGGAGGGGACGAUUCUCAAGUGCUCCAAGGCGUACUCGAGCCAGUUCCUGGACACGUACGAGGCGCACCACAUGGCGGUGGAGGCUGUGCGCUGGAACCCCUUCCACACGCGCGUCUUCGCCUCCUGCAGCGCCGACUGGAGCCUCAAGAUCUGGGAGCACACGUCCAAGGCGCCCGUGUUCACAUUCGACCUGGGAGCUGCCGUGGGCGACGUCGCCUGGGCCCCCUACUCCUCUACCGUGUUCGCCGCCGUCACCGCCGAUGGGAAGGUGCACGUGUUCGACGUGAACGUGAACAAAUACGAGGCGCUGUGCACGCAGAGCGUGUCCACCAAGAAGCACACGAAGCUCACGCACGUCGCCUUCAACCCCUCGCAGCCCGUGCUCAUCAUCGGAGAUGACCGCGGCGUCGUCUCCAGCCUCAAGCUGUCGCCCAAUCUGCGGCGCAUGCCCAAGGAGAAGAAGGGCCAGGAGACGGCACGGGGCCCCGAGGCCGAGACGGCCAAGCUCGAGCGCCUGCUCGCCCUCAUCCGCGAGCCCGACGGGAAGUAACGCCGUCGCGCCGGGCACAUGACAGCGACGCGUGCGUUCGGUCCGUGCGCCCGAGUCUGAGGUUUUUUUCCUUCCCCCCUCUUUCCCAAUAAAUUAAACCUAUGCAACAUUCCG